Messenger RNA from Calliphora vicina (urban bluebottle blowfly), 1820 nucleotides. It is a transcript of the gene ich, whose product is annotated as ichor. The transcript has a single exon. The record is from RefSeq and is a predicted model, not a curated record. The coding region runs from base 32 to 1705 and encodes 557 amino acids. Gene Ontology annotation, cellular component: nucleus. Gene Ontology annotation, biological process: embryonic hindgut morphogenesis; regulation of transcription by RNA polymerase II; embryo development. Lineage: Eukaryota; Metazoa; Arthropoda; Insecta; Diptera; Calliphoridae. Gene Ontology annotation, molecular function: RNA polymerase II transcription regulatory region sequence-specific DNA binding; DNA-binding transcription factor activity, RNA polymerase II-specific.
AUUAAUUUCAAAGAAAACUUCACAAAAUACCAUGAAGUUUUGCAGCAUGAACGGACCAACAGAAUCAGAAGUUGAAAGCCUUUUAAUGAGUCCUUGCUGGGGUCCCACACAAAACGGCAGUCAAGAUCAGUAUUUACUAGAUGGCCAUAAAUUAUUGCUAGAACAUGAUCUUGACUCGCUGCCCAGUGAUACGGAACAAAAGAAUUCCAUGGAUGUUUUGGACAAUUUGCUAAUGAAUUCGUCGUCGCUCAAUGCGCUGUCAGAUUUGAAACCUCUACCACCAUUCACCGGCUAUACGGGACAUUUAUCAAUAAACGGCAUAUCGGGUCAUCAUUAUCAUGCCAUAGCACAGAGGCUACCAGAUGAAAGCAAUAACAAUUACAUACAGUCGGCCUAUCAUACGGGCACGACGACCACGAAUCCUACGUCAACGGGUAUAUUGGGAGGCACUACCAUACAAUUGGCAGCCUCCUCAACGGGUACAUCGCCGCAUGGCGGUGGAGGUGGUGGUGGCAUGAGUUUAUCCAGUAGUCAUAAUUCAUCAGCCGAUCACAAUAUUGUUUCCUCGUCCACCUGCCUGCCUGAAAGUGUUUUAAGUACGGAUGCCGAUGCCUGCCUUAAUGAUGUGAAACUCUUUGCCGAUAGUCAAUUAGAUAGUAAGCUUUAUUCAUUGGCCGACAGCUGUGUUAUGUCCAAUCCCUCGAACAAUAGUACAACAUCUGCGAUUUUAAAUGGCGGCCAAGACCCCGACUCAGGCGGCGUGAGAAUAUACGCCGACUCUAAGGAUCUAACGGAGUAUGUGGACAUGAAUUCGAUCGAUGACAUAGCGGCAAUAAUUGGCAGUGCAAUAGCCGACACUACGGUACCUAAUCAAAUGGACAAAGAUGAUGACAACGAUACACGAAACUCCUGGAUCGAUUUGGAUGCCUGGAUAGAGGGUAAUUGCAUACAACAGGAGGGCAAGUUGGUGGUGUCACAACAGGAUUCUUUAAGUGAAUUCAUUUUACCCCAGUCCCCAGUACAUCCUAGUAGUUCGACCUUGCAGAGUUUGCUGACACAUGGCUAUAUGCCCCUGCUGCAAAAUCGCCUGCAAAACGGGCCACCCUCGGGCAAUAUUAAGGGUGAAGCGCCUAGUUCUACCUCAUUUUGUAAUGAAUUAACGACGGCGACCUCAACAUCGGUCAGUCCACCUGGAUCGGUGGUAUCCACCACAGAUAAUCUCAUGAUCAAUCCCCGCUAUCUUACCAAUCCUGCCCAAUAUCAGAUUUCCAUGAAAUCCGAUGGCAUCUGCAGUCCGGACAUGAUGGGCAACUAUCCGCAUACGACCACCAUUACACCCACCGGCACACCAAAAACCAAAAGAUCUAGAUCACAGAAGAAAUCCUCAGCGUCCACAUCAGCCUCAUCCUCGCUCAGCAAUGGCCAACUGAACGGCCAGCAGCCGCAUCAAAUGAACUCCAUCACAUCACCCUCCUCGGUCAACUUCAAUGCCAACGACCUGACGGGUCUGCUAGGUAAGGAGAAACCCGUGCACCGCUGCAGCAUUUGCAAUCGGGGCUUUCUAAAUAAAAGUAACAUUAAGGUACAUUUGCGAACGCAUACCGGAGAGAAACCAUUCCGUUGUGAAGUGUGUGCUAAAGCCUUUCGACAAAAGGCUCAUUUGCUCAAACAUCAACAGAUACAUAAGAGAAUUGGGCGUGACUGACAUCAGAAUCAAGCCUCGGCGAAAACUUCAAACUACCACUCCAUACGAGUGGACAAUGAAGAGUUUCGUUUUAAACCGAUCAUACUACAAAAACCCAAAGUAUUUUUACAUCCCU